Thyridium curvatum is the source of this 1875-nucleotide messenger RNA. RefSeq lists its product as uncharacterized. The transcript has 2 exons. The record is from RefSeq and is a predicted model, not a curated record. The coding region runs from base 1 to 1875 and encodes 624 amino acids. Lineage: Eukaryota; Fungi; Ascomycota; Sordariomycetes; Thyridiales; Thyridiaceae.
AUGACAUUCACUGUCACUGAUGCGCCGCGUUUCAUCAAUACCCAGCUCACGUCUACAGAGACUUUGCAAUCACUACAGACCUCAACGGUCGGCAGCAAUGGAGCUGGCGGUGCAAACGGCAACGGAGGCGGCGAUGGGCGCACUAACAACCGCAACGGCUUCCUAACCACGACAGUCCCGGGCGGCAUCUAUGCCACCACGACCACUUUCACGAUCGAUCCGACGGGUACUAGCCCCGGCACCAUCAUCGUGGUCACACCAGGCGCUAUCAACGGCCCUGCGCAGACCAACGGCCUCACCUUUGAGACAAUCACGGAGGAAGGCCCCGCCGGCUCGGCCCCGACCUCGGUGACAAUCUUCCCGUCAGGGACAAACACGCAAGGGCUAGUCAUCGUGGCGACGCCGCCGCCCGCACUCCGCAGGCUAUUCCGCACAAUCACGGUGCAGGGACCGCCAGGGUCCCAGCCGACGCAGUAUACCAUCUUGCCCACAGGCAAUGAGAUCAUUGGCACCGUUGUCGUGCAAACUCCUGGUGCCCAAAGAUUUACCGGGCCAUACACGACGAUCACGCGCGGGUACGACGGUGCAGCUACUGAGACAAUCACGCUUCAGCCUCAAGCUGGUGGCACACAGGGCACUGUCGUUGUCGAGACGCCCAUCAGAACGGCUCCGGCAGGUGGUGCUGGCGGUGGGGGCAACGGCGCAGGGGCGGGUGGCACAGGAGGUGGCACUGGUACUGGCGGAACCGGAGGCGGUAAUGGAGGCACAGGAGCUGGAGGCGGCACGGGAGGAACAGGAGGCAAUACCGGGGGGACAGGCGGCGGGGGGACAGGCGGCGGAGGGACAGGCAGCGGGGGGACAGGCGGCGGGGGGACAGGCGGCGGGGGGACAAGCGGCGGGGGCACAGGCGGCGGGGGGACAGGCGGAGGUAAUGGCGGAACGGGUGGUGGAAACGGAGGAUCCUGCGUUCCCACGACUCCCAGCGGAGCUCCGUACUGCACCGUCGCCCUCCCCCCCGCGUGCCGCAACCUUGGAAACAGCCCUCUGGUUCCUACUGUCGUGGACAUCGCCGCCUGCACAGUCGCCCUUGGCGGCGCCGCCGUCGGCAACGUCCUGAACUGCCUCGUGCCCAGCCUGACCGGCCCUUCCAUCGUCAGCUGCCUCAACAACGCCCUCGUCGGCACGCCCUGCAUCACCAACCUCCCGCAGCGCUGCCUGAACCUCAACGCAGACGUCUCGGCGGGGUCCGCGCUCAACGCCGACGUCGCGGCCUGCGCCGACGCGCUGGGCCCGUACUCGGGCAGCCCGGCCGUCCAGCUCUGCCUCAACACCAACGUCAACACCAACGGCCUCGCCAUCAUCAACUGCCUGCAGAACGCCUACGGCUUCCCCGUCGCCACGCCCCAGGCCCCGGCCGGCUGCACCAACACGCCGACCCAGGCGUGCCCGCAGCUGCCGCCGGACUGCGCGGCCCUCGCGACCGUCGACGUGACGACGGCGCGGCUCAAGGUGCCGCUCUGCCAGAACGAGCUGGGCCUGCUCGCCUCGGUGGGCGACACGGCGACCUGCCUCGUCAACAACGUGAUCGGCGCCCUCGCGCCGGCCAACGCCGGCCAGACGCUGUACAACUGCCUCAACCAGGCGAUCGGCCCGUGCAUCACCACGCUGCCGCAGCCGUGCAACGUGCUGAGCGCGACGGCCGGCACCGCGGCCGCGGCGCAGGUCCAGCUGUGCAGCAACGCGCUGCAGCUGUUCAACCAGAACGGCGCCCAGUCGUGUCUCGCCGACCCGGCGUCCACGGGCGCGGCUAUCGUGGCGUGCCUGAACCUGCGCCUGUUUGGCAUCACCGCCAACCCUGCUGCGACUGUUGGCUAG